Messenger RNA from Stegodyphus dumicola, 1689 nucleotides. RefSeq names its product sterol carrier protein 2-like. Gene Ontology annotation, molecular function: acyltransferase activity, transferring groups other than amino-acyl groups. The record is from RefSeq and is a predicted model, not a curated record. NCBI's taxonomy places the organism in Eukaryota, Metazoa, Arthropoda, Arachnida, Araneae, Eresidae.
AUGCGUGUUUACUUCAGUGGCAAGUAGAAAAAACUUCUUUCUCUCAGAGUCAGGCUGCCCAAUGCCUACAUGAGGCGGAUUUGAAUUGUGUGGUGAACAAUUAGUCUGACCUCCCAGCUGGAACGCAGAAAUUCUUCUUAAAGUGUAAAAAGUGUUUAUUUGCAGCUAUUAUCAAAAUGUCUCAACGAGCGACUUCUAACUCCCAACCAGUAUAUGUAGUUGGUGUAGGAAUGACAAAAUUUCUGAAGCCUGGAACAAAUAAAAUAGAUUAUCCAGGGCUAGUGAAAGAAGCUGUCAUUGCAGCUCUUAGUGAUGCCAGAAUACCUUAUGAAAAAGUAGAACAAGCCUGUGUAGGUUAUGUUUAUGGUGAUUCCACAUGUGGUCAGAGAUCACUUUAUGAAGUAGGAAUGACAGGCAUUCCUAUUUAUAAUGUGAAUAACAACUGCUCUACAGGAUCAACGGCUCUCAUGCUUGCCAACCAACUCAUCAGAGGAGGUAUGAGUGAUUGUAUUCUAGCUCUUGGAUUUGAAAAAAUGGAGAAAGGAUCACUGACGUCAAAAUUCCGUGAUCGAGCCAAUCCACUGGAUAAACAUAUGAAAGUACUUUCAAAUAACUGUCCUAUAGUAGCAGCACCCAUGUCUGCUCAAAUGUUUGGUGCUGCUGGACAAGAGCAUAUGACCAAAUAUGGGACAACUAAAGAACAUUUUGCCAAAAUUGCUCAGAAAAACCAUAGACAUUCAGUUCAUAACCAAAAUUCCCAAUCAAAUCAUGAAUAUACACUCCAAGAAAUAUUGGAUUCUCCUGUAGUAUAUGGUCCAUUGACUCGUCUACAAUGCUGUCCAACUUCAAAUGGAGCAGCUGCAGCCAUAAUUGCUUCAAAGCGAUUUGUGGAAGCAAAUAAUCUACAGAGCCAAGCAAUUGAGAUUAUAGGUAUGGAAAUGACAACUGAUCCAUCAACAAGUCUGUCAGAAAACAGCUGUAUAAAAAUGGUAGGCUUUGAUAUGACAAGAAAUGCUGCUCAAAAGCUGUAUAAAAAGACUUCCAUCACACCUCAUAAUAUUGAUGUGAUAGAACUACAUGACUGCUUCUCCACAAACGAACUCAUUACCUAUGAAGCACUAGGUCUUUGUGAAAUAGGUAAAGGUUCUGAAUUAGUGGAUGCAAAUGACAACACAUAUGGAGGAAAAUAUGUAAUCAAUCCGAGUGGUGGAUUGAUCUCAAAAGGUCAUCCAUUAGGUGCAACGGGGUUAGCUCAAUGUGCUGAGCUUUGCUGGCAGCUAAGAGGUUCCGCUGGACUAAGGCAAGUUCCUGGAGCAAAAAUUGCACUUCAGCACAACAUAGGUUUAGGUGGGGCUGUAGUUGUUGCACUUUAUCAACAUGGUUAUCCAGAACUUUCUGGAAAUUAUAAAUCAAAAUUAUAAAUAAUCUCCCCAAACUGAGUUUUUAAAUGAAAAGUUAUGCCAUACUUUAAUUCAGAUUUGGUACUUUUCCAUUAUGCACCUGCCUUGCUUUUUUGGGGCCUGUGAAAGAAGCUAAAUAAAACACACAUAUUCUUCAUCAUAAAAAAUGCUAUUGCAAUAAUGUAAUAAUGCUAUAAAAUAAAUAUGUUGUCAUUUAUAAAUUAUUCUUAUAACUAGAAAUUGUCUGCAACUAAAAAAAAAAAAAAAAAAAAAAAAAAAAAAAAAAAAA